Molecule: messenger RNA, 6998 nt
Organism: Castor canadensis (American beaver)
Lineage: Eukaryota; Metazoa; Chordata; Mammalia; Rodentia; Castoridae
Source: RefSeq, a predicted model, not a curated record
AUGUGGGUUCUGUUGAAGGACUUGCCUAUCACAGAGCCUGGGAUACACUCUACUGGACCAGCUCUACCACCUCAUCCAUCACCAGGCACACAGUGGACCAGACCCGACCUGGAGCAUUUGACCGAGAAGCAGUCAUAACCAUGUCAGAGGAUGACCACCCCCAUGUGCUAGCCUUGGAUGAAUGCCAAAACUUAAUGUUUUGGACUAACUGGAACGAACAGCAUCCAAGCAUCAUGAGAUCUACGCUGACUGGGAAAAAUGCACAAGUGGUGGUCAGUACAGACAUUCUCACGCCAAAUGGACUCACGAUCGACCACCGGGCAGAGAAGCUAUAUUUCUCAGAUGGCAGUUUGGGAAAAAUUGAAAGGUGUGAAUAUGAUGGAUCACAAAGAUAUGUGAUUGUCAAAUCUGGGCCAGGAACUUUCCUUAGUCUGGCAGUUUAUGACAAUUACAUCUUCUGGUCAGAUUGGGGCAGAAGGACUAUCUUGCGUUCCAACAAGUAUACAGGAGGAGAUACAAAAAUUCUUCGUUCUGAUAUUCCACAUCAACCAAUGGGAAUCAUAGCAGUUGCCAAUGAUACCAACAGCUGUGAACUUUCUCCAUGUGCAUUAUUGAAUGGAGGUUGCCAUGACCUCUGCCUUUUAACUCCUGAUGGGAGAGUGAAUUGUUCCUGCAGGGACCGAAUAUUGCUAGAUGACAACAGAUGUGUGACUAAAAAUUCCUCCUGCAAUGUGUAUUCAGAAUUUGAGUGCGGAAAUGGUGAAUGCAUUGACUAUCAACUCACCUGUGAUGGAAUUCCUCAUUGUAAGGACAAAUCGGACGAAAAACUGCUCUACUGUGAAAACAGAAGCUGUCGAAGAGGUUUCAAGCCUUGCUACAGUCGUCGGUGCAUUCCUCAUGGCAAGCUAUGUGAUGGUGAAAACGAUUGUGGGGACAACUCUGAUGAGAUAGACUGCAAAGUUUCAACCUGUGCCACUGUUGAGUUCCGCUGUGCAGAUGGGACUUGUAUUCCAAGAUCAGCACAAUGCAACCAGAACAUAGACUGUGCAGAUGCUUCUGAUGAAAAGAGCUGCAAUAAUACAGACUGCACACAUUUCUAUAAACUUGGCGUGAAAACCACGGGGUUCAUAAAAUGUAAUUCCACCUCGCUGUGUGUACUGCCAACCUGGAUAUGUGAUGGGUCUAAUGACUGUGGAGAUUAUUCAGAUGAAUUAAAGUGCCCAGUUCAAAACAAACACAAAUGUGAAGAAAAUUAUUUUGGUUGUCCUAGUGGAAGAUGCAUUUUGAACACCUGGAUGUGUGAUGGUCAGAAAGAUUGUGAGGAUGGGCUUGAUGAAUUCCACUGUGAUUCUUCUUGCUCUUGGAAUCAAUUUGCUUGUUCUUCACAAAAGUGUAUUUCUAAACAUUGGAUUUGUGAUGGAGAGGAUGAUUGUGGGGAUGGAUUAGAUGAAAGUGAUAGCAUUUGUGGUGCCAUCACCUGUGCUACUGACAUGUUCAGCUGCCAGGGCUCCCAUGCCUGUGUGCCUCGACACUGGUUAUGUGAUGGUGAGAGGGACUGUCCCAAUGGAAGUGACGAGCUCUCCACAGCAGGCUGCGCUCCCAAUAAUACAUGUGAUGACAGUGCUUUCAUGUGCCAUAAUAAGUUGUGCAUUCCCAAGCAGUUUGUUUGCGACCAUGAUGAUGACUGUGGUGAUGGCUCAGAUGAGUCCCUGCAAUGUGGAUACCGCCAGUGCAGUGCAGAAGAAUUUCGUUGUGCUGAUGGACGAUGUCUUUUAAAUUCUCAGUGGCAAUGUGAUGGAGACUUUGACUGCCCUGACCAUUCUGACGAAGCACCUUUAAACCCAAAGUGUAAAAGUGCAGAACAGUCAUGCAACAGUUCAUUUUUUAUGUGCAAAAAUGGCAGGUGCAUUCCCAGUGGAGGUCUUUGCGACAAUAAGGAUGACUGUGCUGAUGGCUCAGAUGAGAGAAACUGCCAUAUAAAUGAAUGUUUGAGUAAGAAAGUCAGUGGAUGUUCUCAAGAUUGUCAGGAUCUGCCAGUCAGUUACAAGUGCAAGUGCUGGCCUGGAUUCCAACUGAAGGAUGAUGGUAAAACAUGUGUAGACAUUGAUGAAUGCUCUUCAGGCUUUCCUUGUAGCCAGCAAUGCAUCAAUACAUAUGGGACCUACAAGUGCCUCUGUGUAGAUGGGUAUGAAAUACAACCUGAUAACCCAAAUGGCUGCAAAUCACUCUCAGAUGAAGAAGCUUUUCUCAUUCUUGCUGAUCAUCAUGAGAUAAGAAAAAUUAGCACUGAUGGCUCCAACUACACACUUUUAAAACAGGGUUUAAACAAUGUCAUUGCUAUCGACUUUGAUUACAGAGAAGAAUUCAUCUAUUGGAUUGAUUCUAGCAGACCCAAUGGAAGUCUCAUAAAUAGAAUGUGUUUAAAUGGAAGUGACAUUAAGGUAGUGCAUAACACAGCUGUCCCCAAUGCACUUGCUGUCGAUUGGAUUGGAAAAAACCUGUAUUGGUCUGACACAGAAAAAAGGAUAAUUGAAGUAUCUAAACUCAAUGGCUUGUACCCUACUAUACUCGUUAGCAAAAGACUGAAGUUUCCCAGGGACCUGUCUUUAGAUCCUCGAGCUGGGUAUUUGUAUUGGAUUGACUGCUGUGAAUAUCCUCACAUUGGCCGUGUCGGAAUGGAUGGAACCAAUCAGAGUGUUGUCAUAGAAACCAAGAUUUCUAGACCUAUGGCAUUAACAAUAGAUUAUGUCAACCAUAGACUCUACUGGGCUGAUGAAAAUCACAUUGAAUUUAGCAACAUGGAUGGAACCCAUAGACAUAAAGUCCCUAAUCAAGAUAUUCCAGGGGUGAUUGCACUAACAUUGUUUGAAGACUACAUCUACUGGACUGAUGGGAAAACCAAGUCACUCAGCCGUGCCCAUAAAACCUCGGGAGCAGACAGACUCUCACUGAUUAACUCAUGGCAUGCCAUCACAGAUAUCCAGGUGUAUCAUUCUUAUAGACAACCUGAUGUCACCAAACAUCUCUGCAUGGUAAAUAAUGGUGGCUGCAGUCAUUUGUGCCUUUUAGCCCCUGGAAAGACUCACACCUGUGCAUGCCCCACCAACUUCUAUCUUGCAGCUGAUAACAGGACUUGUCUAUCUAACUGUACAGCCAGCCAGUUUCGUUGUAAAACUGAUAAAUGCAUCCCGUUCUGGUGGAAAUGUGACACUGUGGAUGACUGUGGUGAUGGAUCUGAUGAACCAGACGAUUGCCCUGAAUUUAAAUGUCAACCAGGCCGAUUUCAGUGUGGAACUGGACUCUGUGCUCUGCCUGCUUUCAUCUGUGAUGGGGAGAAUGAUUGUGGAGACAAUUCUGAUGAACUCAACUGUGACACACAUGUCUGCCUGUCAGGUCAAUUCAAGUGUACUAAGAACCAGAAAUGUAUCCCAGUAAACCUCAGAUGCAAUGGACAAGAUGACUGUGGCGAUGAAGAGGAUGAAAGGGACUGUCCUGAAAACAGCUGUUCUCCAGAUUAUUUCCAGUGUAAAACCACCAAACAUUGUAUUUCCAAGUUGUGGGUUUGUGAUGAAGAUCCAGACUGUGCAGAUGCAUCUGAUGAAGCCAACUGUGAUAAAAAGACUUGUGGACCUCAUGAAUUCCAGUGUAAAAACAACAACUGUAUUCCAGAUCACUGGCGGUGUGAUAGCCAGAAUGACUGUAGUGAUAAUUCUGAUGAAGAAAAUUGUAAACCACAGACCUGUACACUGAAAGAUUUUCUCUGUGCCAAUGGUGACUGUGUUUCUUCAAGGUUCUGGUGUGAUGGAGAUUUUGACUGUGCAGAUGGUUCUGAUGAGAGAAAUUGUGAAACAAGUUGUUCCAAAGAUCAGUUCCAGUGUUCCAAUGGUCAGUGUAUAUCAGCAAAAUGGAAAUGUGAUGGUCAUGAAGAUUGUAAAUAUGGGGAAGAUGAGAAAAACUGUGAGCCAGCUUCUCCUGCUUGCUCCGCAAGUGAAUAUAUAUGUGCCAGCAGAGGAUGUAUUUCAGCAUCUUUAAAAUGUAAUGGAGAAUAUGAUUGUGCUGAUGGCUCCGAUGAGAUGGACUGUGUGAAUGAAUGUAAGGAAGAUCAGUUUCGAUGUAAAAAUAAAGCUUACUGUAUACCAAGGAGAUGGCUGUGUGAUGGAAUUCAUGAUUGUGUAGAUGGCAGUGAUGAAGAGAACUGUGACAGAGGCGGAAAUAUAUGUACAGCUGAUGAAUUCCUUUGCAAUAAUUCCCUUUGCAAACUGCACUUCUGGGUGUGCGAUGGAGCAGACGACUGUGGAGACAAUUCUGAUGAAGCCCCUGAUCUGUGUGUCAAAUUUCUUUGCCCACCCACAAGACCUCACAGAUGCAGAAAUAAUAGAAUCUGCCUGCAAUCUGAGAAGCUGUGCAAUGGGAUUGAUGACUGUGGUGACAACUCAGAUGAAGAUCACUGUAGUGGUAAGCUUAUAUAUAAAUCAAAGCCUUGUAAGAAGGACGAAUUUGCUUGCAGUAACAAAAGGUGCAUCCCCAUGGACCUGCAGUGCGAUGGGUUUGAUGAUUGUGGAGAUGGUUCAGAUGAGCAAGGCUGUGGAAAGACUCCCACUGAAUAUACCUGUGAAGAUAAUGUGAAUCCAUGUGGAGAUGAUGCAUAUUGUAAUCAAAUGAAAACAUCUGUUUUCUGUCGCUGUAAGCCUGGAUUUCAGAGAAACAUGAAAAACAGACAGUGCGAAGAUCUUAAUGAAUGUUUGGUGUUUGGCACAUGUUCCCAUCAAUGUAUAAAUAUGGAAGGAUCAUAUAAAUGUGUGUGUGAUCAGAAUUUUCAGGAAAGAAAUAAUACCUGUAUAGCAAAAGGCUCUGAAGAUCAAGUUCUCUACAUUGCUAAUGACACUGAUAUCCUGGGUUUUAUAUAUCCAUUCAACUACAGUGGCGAUCAUCAACAAAUUUCUCAUAUUGAACAUAAUUCAAGGAUAACAGGGAUGGAUGUAUAUUAUCAAAGAGAUAUGAUUAUUUGGAGUACUCAGUUUAAUCCAGGAGGAAUUUUCUACAAAAAGAUCCAAAGCAGAGAAAAAAGGCAAGCGAACAGUGGCUUGAUUUGUCCUGAAUUUAAAAGACCCCGGGACAUUGCUGUUGACUGGGUUGCUGGAAAUAUUUACUGGACUGAUCAUUCUAGAAUGCACUGGUUCAGUUACUAUACCACUCACUGGACCAGUUUGAGGUACUCUAUCAAUGUAGGACAGCUGAAUGGCCCCAACUGUACCAGACUUUUAACAAACAUGGCUGGAGAACCCUAUGCUAUUGCCGUGCAUCCUAAAAGAGGGAUGAUGUACUGGACUGUCAUUGGAGACCACUCCCACAUAGAGGAAGCAGCCAUGGAUGGUACUCUGAGAAGGAUUUUAGUACAAAAGAACUUGCAGAGACCCACAGGUCUGGCUGUGGAUCAUUUUAGUGAGCGCAUAUACUGGGCUGACUUUGAGCUGUCUGUUAUUGGCAGUGUUCUGUAUGAUGGCUCUGAUUCAGUAGUCUCUGUCAGCAGUAAACAAGGUUUACUACAUCCACAUAGGAUUGAUAUCUUUGAAGAUUAUGUAUAUGGAGCAGGACCUAAAAAUGGUGUAUUUAAAGUACAAAAAUUUGGAUAUGGCUCAGUUGAGUACUUAGCUUUAGAUGUUGAUAAAACAAAAGGGGUUUUGAUAUCUCACCGAUAUAAACAACUGGACUUACCCAAUCCUUGCUUGGAUUUAGAAUGUGAAUUUCUCUGCUUGCUGAAUCCUUCUGGGGGUACAUGUGUCUGUCCAGAAGGAAAAUAUUUAAUUAAUGGAACCUGCAAUGAUGACAUCCUAUUAGAUGAUUCCUGCAAACUGACUUGUGAAAAUGGAGGGAGAUGCAUUUUAAAUGAGAAGGGUGAUUUGAGGUGUCACUGUUGGCCAAGUUAUUCAGGAGAAAGAUGUGAAGUCAACCACUGUAGUAACUACUGUCAAAAUGGAGGAACUUGCACACCAUCAAUUCUGGGAAGACCCGCCUGUAUCUGUGCACUAGGGUUUACUGGGCCAAACUGUGGUAAGACAGUGUGUGAGGAUUUUUGUCAAAAUGGAGGGACCUGCAUUGUGACUGCUGGGAACCAGCCGUACUGCCACUGCCUGGCUGACUACACUGGAGACCGAUGUCAGUACUAUGUUUGUCACCAGUACUGUGUGAAUUCUGAAUCAUGUUCCAUUGGGGAUGAUGGAAGUGUUGAAUGUGUCUGUCCAACACGCUACGAAGGACCAAAAUGUGAGGUUGACAAAUGUAUCAGGUGCCAUGGAGGGCACUGCAUUAUAAAUAAAGACAAUGAAGAUAUAUUUUGCAACUGCACUAAUGGAAAGAUAGCUUCUAGCUGUCAGUUAUGUGAUGGCUACUGUUACAAUGGGGGCACAUGCCAGCUGGACCCUGAGACAAAUGUACCUGUGUGUCUAUGCUCCACCAACUGGUCAGGCACACAGUGUGAGAGGCCAGCCCCAAAGAGCAGCAAGUCUGAUCAUAUCAGCACAAGAAGCAUUGCCAUCAUUGUGCCUCUGGUCCUGUUGGUGACUUUAAUAACCACACUAGUAAUUGGUUUAGUGCUUUGUAAAAGGAAAAGAAGGACAAAAACAAUUAGAAGACAACCCAUUAUCAAUGGAGGAAUAAAUGUAGAAAUUGGCAAUCCAUCCUACAACAUGUAUGAGGUGGAUCAUGAUCACAAUGAUGGAGGUCUUUUAGAUCCUGGAUUUAUGGUAGACACAAUGAAGGCCAGGUAUAUAGGGGGAGGGCCCAGUGCUUUCAAGCUUCCCCACACAGCGCCACCCAUCUACCUAAACUCUGAUUUGAAAGGACCACUAACUGCUGGGCCAACAAAUUACUCCAACCCAGUAUAUGCAAAGUUGUAUAUGGAUGGGCAAAACUGUCGAAACUCCUUAGGAAGUGUUGAUGAAAGAAAAGAACUGCUUCCAAAGAAAAUAGAAAUUGGUAUAAGAGAGACAGUGGCAUAA